Tetrahymena thermophila SB210 is the source of this 2022-nucleotide messenger RNA. RefSeq names its product SET domain protein. NCBI's taxonomy places the organism in Eukaryota, Ciliophora, Oligohymenophorea, Hymenostomatida, Tetrahymenidae. The record is from RefSeq and is a predicted model, not a curated record. Gene Ontology annotation, molecular function: protein-lysine N-methyltransferase activity. The transcript has 3 exons. Gene Ontology annotation, biological process: peptidyl-lysine monomethylation.
AUGAGUUUUUAUAGAGAUGACGAAGUUAACGUAGAGUUAACAAAGGAAAUUCAAAAAGACAAAAAGUAUUAAGUUUAUUUAGAAUGGCUCAAGAAGAACGGAGCGUUAUUUGAGAAUAUUGAAUUCCCAGUAGCAUUUGGCAACGGUGGCUAUGUAGGAGUAGCAGCGAAAGAGAGAAUUCCACCAAAUAAAGUGAUAGUCGCGAUUCCAAAUAAAUUGCUUUUGAGUACUGGAAUAGUAGAUUCUAGUCCAUUAAAGCCUGUGUUAUAAUAGAAUCCACAUUUAUUUAACAUAGAUUAGAAUUAUGAUGCCGAUUUUAACAAGCUUACUCUUUAUUUAAUGACAGAGAAAGUUAAAGCAGACAAAUCAUUUUGGGCUCCUUAUUUGAAUAUAUCUCCUACUCAAUUUACAUUAUUGGACUGGACUGAUAAAGAAGUUGAAAAUAUCGGAGAUCCAUAUAUGUUUAAAAUAUUUAAAGAAUAUAGAUAAUCUAUGGAAUAAACUUGGAAGGAAUUCUUGAAAGUCAUAGUUAACUACCCAAAUAUUAUUAGUACUGAUUGUUGCAACAAAAAGUUAUUUUACUGGAGUUAUCAAUUUGUUACAACUCGUUGUUAUGGAUGGAAUUUCCCACAUACGCUCUUGGUGCCUCUUGCAGAUGCAUUUAAUCAUUCAAAAGAUGGAAAUUGCAAUUUAAUUUUCAAUAAAGCCUUUGAAUUGGGUAAGAAGAAGUUACACAAAAACUACAUAGUAAAGAGCAAAGAAGUGGACUAUAGCAUAUUUAAGCAAUUUAACUAUGAACAAGAAGCUUUAAAGCAAAUUUAAAAUCCACCAGAUAUUAAAAAAGCCUACAUCUCUGUUAAUACUUAAGGUAGAAAAGAUAAAUAAUUCUUAGAAGAUUUAUAAAGAUAAGAAGUAGAAAAUGACAUUAGAUUGAUAAAUGCUGAAAAGUUAAAAGCAAAGUAUAAAAAUUUAUGGGAAUUACCCUAUUUUACAACUUCAGAGACUGAAGAUAACGACACUGAAGAGAGUGAUUAAGAGGAAAAUUUUGAAAACAAUCAAGAAUAUAAUCUUCUAAAGGCUAGAGAAAGUAUCUCUGUUCAGUAUAAUUUGUAGGAAAAUAAAGAAGAAGAUAUCCAAUAUGAAAAAUUCGAAGAAUACAAAGAAUUUACAUCUAAAUAACACAGAAAAUAAAAAUACAAGCAUCACCUAGGUGAAGAAAAUUGGGAUUGGUAUGAUUUAAAAGACGAUGACACUUAUUUUACUGUUUCAACUCCUAGAUGGUAGCCAAAGGGAAAAUAAAUUUAUCACUGUUAUGGACGUAGAAAUAAUAGAUUUUUGAUGGUUUGGUAUGGAUUCUGUCAUGAAAAUAAUUAUUAUGAUAGUUUCCCAUUUCGAUUUUGGAGUUAUGUAAAAAGUGAUAAGAUAGAUUAGGCAAAUUUAGAUGAACUAGUUUAUACAGAUUAUGUAGAUGAUGAUGAGUAUGACAACGGGAUUAUGUGGUGUGGAUAAAAAAGAAGCAUAGAAGAAUUGACUAAAGAGUUUAGACUUAAAAAGAGUAAAUUGUGUCUAGAUUUUAUUACAUAUUUGAGAGUUUAUCUCCUUACUACACUUAAACAGAAUACUUAAAAGCCUAUCUUGAUAACAGUUCCUACUUAAAUUGAAUUUGAAAAGAAAGUGUUUGAGCUUGCCUACAAACUGCUCUGGGCACUAAAAAAGAAGGUCUUCGAUAGACCAAUAGAAGAAGAUGAAAAAGAAUUAUAAAAUCCUUAGUUAAACUACAAAAAAAGAUUUACAACAAUUUUAAAGAAGGAGCAUAAAACUAUUAUUUAAACCUAAAUUAACAUGGUAAAAUUAAUCCAAAGAAUUCUCAACGAAGUAACUGUUAAUAAUUUACUCACAUCUGCAGUUUCAAAGAAAUAUGAUGAUAUUGAGCCAACAGAAGACGAUUACUAGCUAAAUAGAGAAAGAAUAAGACAAUAUAUACAUUAGUUAUAUUUUGGUGUAUUCAAGCAAAAGCGUUGA